AUGAAUUAAUUAUACCUAAAUGAUCUUCAUGUAAAUCAUGUUUAAUUGCAUUCUCCUAAUGGAGAACAAAGAAUAUUGUUUCAAGAUGCUUUAGGUCAAAUAAAAUUAAGACAGAUUAAUAUUUAAACUAGGUUGAAAGAAGUAAUGAUUUAAGCAGUACAGAAAUUAAGAAAGUAUACAAAAAUAAAGAAUCUAUCUCUGCUUAGUAAAUAAUAGUUAUAAGCUUUUAAUGAUGUUUCAAGUAGUUAUAGCUAGUAAUAAAAAAAGGAGAAAGAUUCAUCAUAAUUUGAAAAAUAGUACUAUUAAUACAAAUAACAGAAUGUUAGUUUAUAAGUAUUAGUCUCUAAUUUAAUGACAAUGGUUAAGCAUCGUAGUUUUAAUAGUAUAAAAGCAAGUCAUCCAAUGUUAAUUUUUUGGAGUUUCUUAAAAUUUCUUUUAGUUUUACAUUUAUGUUUUAUAUUUCCAUUGUCAGAUUCCUUUAAAUUCUAAUUAGAUGAAUUUAUAGAAAUAUAGAUGCCUAUAUUUUUUGUAGAGAUAGUUAUAUUGACAAUUGAUAUAAUAAUGAGAUUGAAUGUUUAGAUUUACAAUAAGGGAAUAUUGAUAACAUAGACAAGAAAGAUAAUAAUAUAAUAUUUUCGGAAGGAAUUCUUAAUUGAUUUUGGAGGAUUAUUAGGAUUAAUAAUAUUUUUAUUAUAUAGUUUUAGUCCUUUAAAAUAUUUAUUUAUUUUGAAAUUAAAAGAAUUAUCAACAUUUAUGGAGGUAUUUAAAUAUGAAAUAGAUCCAAAAGGUAAAUUUAAAAAUCAUUUAAAAUUAUUAAAACUUUUAAUUACAGUAGUAUUAUUAGCUCAUUGUUUUGCAUGUGUAUGGAUAGGAAUAGGAUAACAUUCAAUGGAUGAAAAUUGGAUAGAAUAGAGAGGUUUAUAAGAUUCUCAUUGGAUUUAAAUUUAUUUGACAGGAUUAUAUUUUGCAAUUACAACAAUGACAACAGUAGGUUAUGGUGAUAUAACUCCAAUAAAUUCAUAUGAAGUAUUAGUAAGUAUUUGUUUGACUUUAUUUUCUUCAUGUAUUUUCGCAUAUGUGUUUAAUACAAUAACUUCAAUAUUAAAAGAUUUGGAUGCAGAUAAAAGUAAGGUGAAACAUGAUUUAGAAAUAUUAAGUCAUUAUAUGAAAAAGAGAAAUAUUGAUUCAGAUCUUUAGAAGAGAGUUGAAAAGUAAUAAUAAAAAAAGAUUUAAUUUAAGUUAUCUCCGAUUAGUUUAUAAGCAUUAGCCAUCUACUUAAGAGAAGAAGAUCUUUAGUAAAUUAAGUCCCUAAUUGAAGUAAGAGUUGAAUGAAUAAGAUAAAGGAUUGUUAUUAUUGAAACAACCAGUACUUGUAAAUAACUUUUCAUUAAAAUUGUUAAGAGAAUUAAUUGAAAGUGUUUAAGAGAUUAAUUUAACACCUUAAGAGAGAGUACCUAAUGAUCCUGGAUUAUAUAUAUUAUUAAAAGGUAAUAUUAACAUUAUGUUUGGGGAAAGUAGAAGGAUUGUAGCAAAUUUAAAACCAGGAGAUGGUAUAGGUUUUAAAUCAUUGUUUAAUGAAUAGUAGAAUAGAAAAUUAAUUUUAAUAAGUGAAGGAUUUUCAACAAUUUAUUAUAUUUCUUCAGGAGAUUUCUUUAAAAAAUUAAAAGAUACUGAUUUAGAUUAAUUUUAUUAAAUUAAAGAUAGAGUUAUGAUUUAAAAUUUUGAUAAUUUAUUUUUAAAAUGUUUACUUUGCAGAAAAUAAGGUCAUGAGAUUUGUGAAGAUAUCUAUUUUAAUUUAAAUAGAGAAUUAAUUUUAGCUAAACAUUAAUAUUCAACUUAAUAAGAAAGAUAAAAAGCAUAUAUAAGAAAAAGAAAAGAAAAGAGUAAAGCCUUUCAUGAAUUAGAAUUUAGAAGAAGAAGUGCAAAUCUAUGUUAUUAGAGAACAAUCAAAACUAUGAAAAUGUAAGAAAAAGAAAGUGAUGAAGAAGAUGAAAACUCAAAAAAUGAUGAUAGUGAUGUAAGAUUUAUAUAAUAAACAAGAGUCUUAUGAUGAAUUAGAAUAAUCAAGACAUUAUUUAGAUGAAAAUAAAGAUUCCAUUUCUGUUUUCUUUGAUAAAUAAGCUACUCCUAAAUAAUAAAAUAAUAAACCUGAAUUUAAGAGUAUGAGAACUAAAAUCAAAGGUGCUUCAAUUGUUAGAAUGCUUUAAAAUUAUACUUCUUAAAAAGUAUGGCAUGAUGACUUUUUUAUCAUUAAUGAUUUUGAAAAGAUGAAAUAAUUUAGAAUGUAUUAUCCAACCUUUAAUUAUGAUUCAAUUAUUAAAGCAUAUAAUCAAUGGCGUAAAAAAACUAAUAAAACACUUUAUAAAACAUAACUUAAUUGA
Molecule: messenger RNA, 2381 nt
Organism: Paramecium sonneborni
Lineage: Eukaryota; Ciliophora; Oligohymenophorea; Peniculida; Parameciidae
Source: the annotation of a GenBank genome assembly